Messenger RNA from Stylophora pistillata, 2673 nucleotides. RefSeq lists its product as uncharacterized. The record is from RefSeq and is a predicted model, not a curated record. Lineage: Eukaryota; Metazoa; Cnidaria; Anthozoa; Scleractinia; Pocilloporidae.
ACACCUCUGAGGUCACAGAAUUUAAUAAGAGUCUGAAGUCUUUUCUACGAAAAAUUCAAGUUUCUUGAAGAUUUUUUCUUGUGAAGUAGUCGCAGUUUUUUCUGUCGACAUAAAAGAAAAAGGGAUGCGUUUGGGUUUCCCGUUCCUUCUGUGCGCUAUUUUCGCCUCUUUGCAUUACAGCACAGAGGCUGAGCGAUUCUCCAACUCCAGAUACCUUCUGGGUAAAGCUCUUCUUAGAAGGGCUCGGGAGAUCAAUGAAACUAGAAACAAUAGUGACGAGUUAGAGGACGAGAUGUCGGAGGAAGAAAGAGAAAGAAUUCUGCAAACAGAAGCUUCGGAAGACAUAUUCGUUGGCUCCGGAAAUCACGUGUAUGAGAGUCAGGGGAAAUCGGAGACUUCUGGUUCUAAGCGAGAUGAAACUUCCGGAGAUGAAGGCAAACGGGGCGAGGAAUCGGGAAGUGAUGAUGAUGCUCCCAAUUCCGGUGACAGCGGCGAGGGUGAUAGGAGUGACGAUGAUGAAAGUGACGACGACGAUGACGAGGAGAAAAGCGAAGAUGACGAUGACGACGAUGGUACAGAGACAAAAAAAGAACAAGAAAGUUCAAGUGAUGAGGCUACCAGUGGUUCAGGGCUGAUCGAAAAUGAGAACGCUGCAAGGCGUAGCGAGGUCGUUUCCGGUUCCGGUUCCGGAAGUGCGCAACAAGAUGAUAACUCUGACCAAUCAGGGUCGGCUGGUAGCAGUGUUGAGGCGUUGACACCCACAUCAGCAUCAGGAGAUGAGGCCAGCGGAGUUGCAGUGCAGAGCAGUGCGAGCAACGAGGAGGAAACUGCCUCCAGAAAAUCAGAAAUUGCUACAGUUUUUGGGGAAAGCGAGGACGAAGAAGAUGAUAGCGGAAGUGCUGAGGUCAUCAAAAAGGGGAUCGAGAGCUUGAGCCGACUUUUAACGCCAGUAGCCAGCGGUUAUGACUUUGAGUUGUACAGCGGCAGUGCAACAAAGCAAGACAAAGAAGAGGAUAGCCAAUCUGAAGGGGAAAGCGAAAAAGGAGUUAGUUCUGAUGCAGAAGAAGUCCAUGUCAAACAGUGUAAAAGAGUUUGUGAAGACCCCAUGACAUACGAGCAGUGUGCAGUUCCUCGAUGCGACUACAAGAUGGGAACCAUCAAGGAUUUGUGUAUCUACUUAUGCAAGCAUCAGACUCCUGUGUGUAGACAAGAAUGUGAGUAAGGUAUCCCUAAACAAACUCAUUUUGCAAUGUGAAUUAUUCAUUACGUUUUGUCUCGGUUUCAUAACGAGGCUCUAAAUAUAAAAGCUUGUGGAAUUUGGCCUUUCUAGGCUUUAGGCCCAAUGGUAAUUUAUUAGUAAAAUUCUUCAUUGAGGGCCUAAGGCCUAAGAUGGUAUAAAUCUAAUGUAAUGAUAGUAUCAUAUCGCUGGUGUAUAGCCUGUUAAUCCAGCAUUUACGAAAUUUAUCUUAUGACUGAAUUAGUACCCACAGGCGUAUAAAAUAGACUUGUAUGUAGGACCGUUUGGACAAAAGACAACAGGUACUAGUAAACAGAACCAGAAAAAGUAUUAGUUCUUGAGGCUAUGCGCUUAAAAUUAAAGAAAAAAAAUUAAUCUCAUCGGUAUCAACCGUACCGGGCUUUGGGUCAUACAUGAAACCCACGAUUGUUCAAUUUUAAAGGUAUUACAUCCGACAACCACCCGUUGAUUUUAUACAGGUGGUCUAAAAUAUAUUUAACCGUCGCCUAUGGUGGCUGUCUGUGGUAAUUGAACGAUGUGGGUACAAAACUUUAAAGUGAUUUGUCAUUAUUCGUAUGCGAAAUAUGAAAUAGCAACAUAAAUGAAAAACAUUAAGGUUUUCACACUUAGAUUUCUCGCGAAUAAAGAGCUAAGGAGUUGUCGUUAUAAUGACUUGAGGACCCUGUGCCGAUUUGGCGGGAAUACAAACAUGGCGGGAAAAAGGAAAUGCCGACAAACGAACAAAUUCUCGUCCCCAUAUCCCUCGUUCCUUUGAUAGAAUGAGUCGAUCUGGGGACAAGAAUGACUAAAUAACGGCUAAGGUCUAGGUCCCUUCGAUAAAUAGCUAGACUUAAUUUAAAACAUAAUCUUUGUUAAAGUUAAUUACAAAAGAGUUUUUAGAAAUGUUCUUGGAAAUAACAUAGUAUAGUUUUAGAUGCAAGCUAUCAUUGUGGCAUUUAGGGUUCUUUAGUUCCUUUUCCAGCAAGAGAAAAUAAUGGUUUUCAUUUGAAAAACAUAUUUGUAUAAAAUUCCCUCCCCCCCUCUCCCAUCGUACAUGUGUUUCGGAUACAAACCAAAGGAAGUGAGUCAAGUUCAUCAAAUCGAAGCUUGCUGAAAGUUUUCUGCUAAAAAAAAUUGUGGCUCGACUUGCAUCGUUUGGCUUGUUGCAGUUUCGGAAAAGCUACCUAGUUAUGCGAUAUGGGAAGCCAAGAAGGGCGCGAGCUUGUUGCUUUACAGUUUUUCUCGUGUGAAGUUUACCUAUCAGCCUCAACCUUGAAAACUCAACCAAGUCAUUUUAUCCCACGUCCAUAGAUGAGUAAUGGAAAAUUGGAACAUUAGUAGUAAGACCAAGGUUAUCAAUAGCUUUCAGGGCUGUAACUAGAGUAAGAAACUGUAAUAGAUCUCCAUGUUCAAUAAAAUAUAUCAUUCAAAUAUUA